This is a messenger RNA of Hyaloscypha bicolor E, 1923 nucleotides long. RefSeq names its product polyubiquitin-tagged protein recognition complex, Npl4 component. Gene Ontology annotation, cellular component: nucleus. The record is from RefSeq and is a predicted model, not a curated record. NCBI's taxonomy places the organism in Eukaryota, Fungi, Ascomycota, Leotiomycetes, Helotiales, Hyaloscyphaceae. The transcript is spliced from 4 exons. Gene Ontology annotation, molecular function: ubiquitin protein ligase binding; ubiquitin binding. Gene Ontology annotation, biological process: ubiquitin-dependent protein catabolic process. Bases 1 to 1923 code for a protein of 640 amino acids.
AUGCUACUCCGAUUUCGAGGUCCCGAUGGGAUGGUGCGCAUAACAGUUGAGCGUGCAGAUACAUUUGCUCGGCUCGGGGAAAAGCUAUCAGAAGUGCUGCCCGCCACCGUCGAUUUCAACACCCUCACUCUGUCAAAUCAGCCAGCCGGCGGAGAAAUUAAACUGCUGAAAGAAAUAGCAAGACACAGGGUUUCAGCAAUAGGAUUAGGUCAUGGUGACAUGGUUUUCAUAAACUACAAGCAUGUUGACUCACUCUCGAAUGGCAAUUCGAACGGUGAUACUACGACUUCGUCACAUCCUCUCUCCUCUACAAAUCGACUUAACGGCCAUGCUAUCCUCCCUAACGAAGAUUUACCCAUCGAUCCGCCCCCAAUGACUUCACCAUCAGAAAAGAUCAAGAACCCGUGGGAACUGGUUAAACAAUCCGCCCUGGAUGACAGACUAGACAAGCUGAACGGCAAAAUCCCCCGAAAAAGGGACGUCAAGAUGUGCAGGCAUGGAGAGAAGGGCAUGUGCGAUUACUGCAUGCCUUUGGAGCCAUUCAACGCAGACUAUUUGAAAGAGAGAAAGAUCAAGAAUCUCUCUUUCCAUUCUCAUUUACGGAAGAUCAACUCGGCAACAAAUAAACCCGAGUUAGGAAGCUCCUUCAUGCCACCUCUGACCGAACCCUAUUACCGAGUCAAACGAGAUUGUCCUUCAGGUCAUCCACAGUGGCCGGAGGGAAUCUGCACGAAGUGUCAACCGAGUGCCAUCACAUUACAACCACAACCGUUCCGUAUGGUCGACCACGUCGAGUUUGCGACCCCUAGCCUCAUCGAAAAUCUCCUUCAGUUCUGGCGGGCGUCUGGUGCGCAGCGACUAGGAUACCUUUAUGGCAGAUACACCGAAUAUACAGAAGUUCCCCUAGGUGUGAAGGCCAUUGUCGAAGCCAUCUAUGAACCACCACAAGUCGGCGAAGUUGAUGGCGUGACUUUGAAUGAAUGGGAGAAUGAAAAGGAAAUGGAUGAAGUUGCUAGGCUAUGUGGUUUGGAGAGAGUCGGAGUGAUCUGGACGGAUCUGGUAGAUUCUGGCGUUGGUGACGGAUCUGUUAUUUGCAAGAGGCAUAUCGACUCGUACUAUCUGUCAUCGCUGGAGGUCGCAUUCGCUGCCCGACUUCAAUCGCAGUUUCCGAAACCUACCAAAUGGAGCGAUACCGGAAGAUUUGGCUCAAAUUUCGUUACUUGUGUGGUAUCUGGCGAUGAGUCGGGUCAAAUUACUAUCUCGGCGUAUCAAGUAUCCAAUUCGGCGGUGGAGAUGGUCAGGGCGGAUAUCGUUGAGCCCUCUGCAGACCCAACGGUGAUGCUCGUUCGCAAUGAGGAAGAAGAUGAUGGCUCUGAGAGCCGCACUCGGUACAUCCCUGAGGUUUUCUAUCGACGAAUCAACGAGUACGGUGCAAGUGUCCAAGAGAACGCAAAACCUUCCUUCCCAGUCGAAUAUCUCCUCGUCACAUUGACACAUGGCUUCCCCAGCGACCCUAAACCCCUUUUCAUGGCCGAAGCACCAGGUUUCCCAGUCGAAAAUCGGGCAGUUCUUGGUCAAGAUCAAGAGCUUAAGACGGUUUCUGAUCGCCUUGGAGUCGACAAGGAUGGACAGCUCAGAAAGACAAGUGAAGGAGUUCUUGCAGUCUCCGACUUCCACUUACUUUGCUUCCUCCACGGCAUGGGUAUCUUGAACAAGGAAGAGGAAGCACUCCUCUGCCGUGUGGCCACGCAGCAUGAUCUAGCUGAUGGAUAUCAGUUGUUAUCUACACCUGGUUGGGCAACUUUACUUGCAAUAUUACAAACGACUGGUGAGAGACCCCCCAAACGGCCAUCGCCGGAUGACGGUGAUGGCAGCAACACCGAACGCCUUGCUAAGAGGGUUGGCGGGGUAAGGCUAGAUUGA